GAGUUGUUUGCACCUUCUUCUGAAGCACCUGGUGCUGGCCAUUCUUAGAGGCAGGGUACUGGACUAUGGAUUUGGACCAGUAUGGCAGUUCCCAUGUUCAGUGUUCCCUGCUCCCAUUUAUUGUAAAGAAAAUGUUCUACUGUUUGCUUUGCAUAUUUACUGUGCUUUGCAGAACCUACAAAGCAGGUGCAGUGAGUGCCAUAGAUAGAAAUUCUAUGAGAAAUGCUUACAUUUCUCCUCAGUCUCCUGAAAUUGAAAGAGGUUCGACCUUAAAACUUCUUUGCACUCUGGGAAACUACAAUAUGCCUUACAGAAAUGCAAGUCACAUUAUCUGGAAGUUGAAUCAGAAUUUGAUUGCACAAGAAAACUACAACAUUAUCAAUGAAACUGUUUCUCGUGUAACCAUCCAUAAUUUCACCAAUGAAAGUGCACAUGUGAAAUGCUUAAUUAAAUAUCUAGAUAAAGAACAACUUCUUGUUCACACCAAAGUUAAAUCUGGCUUUCCACCAAGCACACCGGGGAAUAUUUCCUGCAUUUACCAUUACAAUGUUAAAUUUACUUGCAGUUGGAUUCCAGGAAAAGAAACAUACCUUACAACAAAAUAUACUCUUGUUAGAAAGCGACCCAUUUUUAUGGCGACAGAUUGUGAUGGUAUUUGCCAAACAAAUCAAAGUGUAUGCUAUUUAUUUUAUCCAUUCACUGAUCGAGACUACAUUAAUGUGAGAGAGGAAGAUGCUUUAGUUGAAGACCAAAUGGAUUUUCACUCUAUGCAAGAUAUAAAAUCAGUCUCUGCAGACAAGACAAAAAAUAUUACCUGCAUUUAUUUUUAUGAUGGCUGUUGUGUUCACAGAUGGACUGCAAGAAAAGUUACCUAUCUUAAAAAAACAAAAUAUGCUCAGGUUAAUAUUCAGGAUCAAAAUUUGAUGGAUGCAUUUCAAGAGGAUACCUGUCAAAGCAACAAUGGAUCAUGUUCGUUUUUCCCCCCGUAUAUUCCAUUUGCUGAAGAUGAUUGUUGUCAGGUGAAAGCUGAAAAUGUCUUGGGUGUAGGCAUAUCUGAUUGCGUUCCUAUAAAUAUGAAUAAAAUAGUGAAAACUAAGCCUCCUAAGAUAGUUUCAGUAGAAAAAAUUGCUGGUGUAAAGCAAUUACUUAACAUAACGUGGGACAAACCUGAUCCAGCAUUACUAGAUUUAAAUUGUCGUCUUCGAUACAGAAAUACAAAUUCAAAUACUUCGGUAACAGUUGUUUUCACCAUGAAUCAAAAUAAAAGAAGAACAUCAUUUAAUCUUACGCAUCUAUGGGAUUUUACAGAGUAUGCUAUUGCCAUUCAAUGUGUUUGUGUUGGAUCAGAAAUCUGGAGUGAAUGGAGUGAAGAGAAAAUAGGAAAAACAGAACAACAAGCUCCCUCAAGAAAAGUGGAUUUGUGGAGAGUAAUCGAACCUUCACCGUCAGCUGCAAAUAGAUAUGUGCAUCUUAUGUGGAAGGUGUUAAAAGAAUUUCCAUCUUCUGAGUGUCUACUUGGCUACAAAAUACAGUACUAUCCAGAAAACAAUGCUUCUUUUAAAAUGACACACAACACCUCUGACAAGAUGGCCAUGCUCCUUUUAACUGGAGAAGCCUAUGUGAUAUCUCUUGUUGCGUAUAACUCUGUUGGAGAAUCUCCUGAGGCUACUCUAAGAAUUCCAUCUGUUGGUGAAAAAACUUUUAAAUGGAUUGAUACAGUGAGGACAUUUACUUUAAAUGAACAAAUGGUUGUGGAAUGGGAAGCAUCAGUUUCAGAAGUAAGCAGAUAUGUCAUUGAAUGGUAUGAGGAAUUGGAGACUGAGCCAAUGGGUAGAUCGUGGCAAUAUAUAUUAAAUACUACAAAGUGGACAGCUCAGAAAGGUGCCUUUAAACCCUUCAAAUGCUAUAAUAUCUCAGUGUAUCCUCUCUAUGGAAAUAAAAUAGGAACUCCACAUUCCAUACAAGCUUAUGUUCAAGAAGGACGUCCAUCAGUUGGUCCUGUGGCAAAAACAGACAAUCUGGGGAAAAAUGAGGCUAUGAUAAAAUGGAAAAAGAUUCCAAAAGAUAAAAGAAAUGGCUUUAUUAUUAACUAUACAAUAUUUUAUAAACCUGAAGGUGGAAAAGAAUUAAAUGAAACUGUGAACUCUGAUGUUCUGCAAUACAGACUGAAAUCUCUGCAAGCAAACACCCAGUAUACUGCUCAGGUCAUGGCAGCCACCAAAGCUGGUGGAACCCAUGGAAACAGGAUAACCUUCAGCACUUUGAAAUUCAGUGAAGAAGACUUUAUUUUUAUAACAUUACCGUUUGGAUUUUGUAUGCUCUUAUUAUUAAUCCUUGGCAUAACCUGUACUCUAAAAAAACACACGUUGAAAAAGGUUUGCUGGCCUGAUAUACCAAAUCCUGCAGAGAGCAUUGCUGUGGAGUGGCCUACUGAUGUGCUUAAGAAUAAUUCGCCUCUGAAGAAAGUACAAUCUGAGGAUGGGACAGUAGAUCCUGAAGGCAUCUGUGUUUUGGAAUCAUGCUUUCUUGCUGAAGACCAUACUGCAUUAUUAGUAAAGAGUCAUGAGAACUAUGAUUCUAAACAUACAAAUGUUUGUAAAAAGGACGUAGGUAAUGGACAUAAAAAUAUUUUUUAUGGUGAAGAAUAUGAAGUUGUAAAACCACUAUCACCAUCAAUUCCAUAUAUAGUUACAGAACAAGACCACAGGAGUCAAAUGCUGCUUUCAGCUUUGAUCCCUACCAGGAGAAUCCAACAUCAGCAUCUAGAAAUAUCAAAAGAGGGCUUAUGUAAGUCCUUGCAUUCUUCAGUCAAGAAUUCCAAAGAGAAUGAAAAGGAGGAAAUUCUAGAACACACAGAUUUCAAAGAAGAAACUAAAAUCAAUCCAUAUCUGAAAAAUUCUGAUACAAGGGAAUUUCUAAUUUCUGUGAAUUUGCCAGAAUACAAUAAGGAAGCCAAAAACCAGUUGCUUGUCUUAGCCCCUUUCCAGCGAAACACUCUAAGGCAACCACAUGUGACACUGGACAUCCUUUGAACUGACCACAGCUGAUCAGUACAUAUCUGCAAAGUCAUUUUGAGGUAUUGUACUGUCCAGCUGGUCUCCUGCUUUCUCUUGGAGGGAGUGUUGCCUUCCAUAAAUACAUGCAUUCAAGUUCUCUUGGCAUCACUUACUUGACUGAAAAUUCCUAGUUUGUUUGAACCACUUUGAAGGAAUUCAUGCAUUUCAUCAUCUGUUAAUUUUGACUUCAUAUUAUUCUGUUUAACAGACAGAGAAAUAUGUGCCAGUAGUAAGGCAAAGGAAGCACACUUAAUUCUUCUUAUCCCUCCCCUUCCAGUUUACUAAAACAAAUUUAUUUUUACCGUGACAGCAUCCAUCAGUGCAAGCAGGAUGCUGAUUUCCUUCUUGACAGUCUCUUCCUGAAGCUGGCUGUUGCUAAGGCAGUGCAUGCUUACUCAAACAUAGCCAGGAUCUUCAAAUCCCUUCCUUUCUUCUUUCUUAAAGUUACAAGAAAUAGAACUUCUCUUUUCCCAUUCUUCCUUCCCUUAACUUUUGUUUUCAGUUCUAUUUGUAGUGUUCCUGCUAUUUGUCAAAUAAUUGGAGGCUUCACUGUUCCUCUUGCCACUUUAAUCGUCUGGUUUGGAUGUUCUGCUUCCUGUUUGUGUCUGAUAAGAUUUUAUCUGUGGCCAUAGAUUUUGCUGGAUUCUCUGUCAUGCUCCUGUUUCCUUUUCUCUUGGUUUUAUCUUCUGUAUUUUACUCUGUUUUUCAUUUCUCCUGUUUGUUUGUCACUCAUUGUCACUCCAUGUGCCCCAUCCUAUCAUCUUACUCCUUUUGUCACUGUAGUUCUCUCCUGGCCCUCCAGCUGCUUCUCCAGUUGAUGCAUUGACUUCCUUGACUGAAAUGGCUUAAUUGAACACAGCCUCUUGUGUAGAAAAGAGCACUGAAUCUAUAUUCAAUGCAGUGUUUCUCCUCUAAUUAAAGGAAAAUGCUUAAUCGAACUGAGUAGUCAAAGGAGUCCCUGGAAGAUUAUUACAUUAAACCUAGACUUUCUGGAAAUUACACUUGGAAAUCCUAGAAUCUUUUUUGAGUAUGCCAUCUUUAGAAAUGUCUAGGCAAGUAGGACUCAGUCCUGAGCUCAAUUUUGCGCUAUAUAACUUCAUUGAGUUCAGUAGUGUUACUCUUGAAAUGAGAUCAGAAUCAGUCCCAUAGAGAAUUCUGAUAAUUUGAUGAUUUGCAAAAACAUUAAAAAAAUGACCCAUCUCAGUUGCUUAAUACCCAGAUAUGCACACUUGUAAGUGGAUACUUCAGCACUUAAUUCCAAUUUCCCUUUGGUUUCUACUGCCUGUCUUUCUACCAUCCCCAUCUUCCUGUUCUUUGGGAUGAUUCUGUAUGCACUCUGGUGAUGUCUCAAAUACUAUUAUUCAGGUUAGGAGGGUCGGUUAAUUGUGAUUAACUGAGAUACAAUAUCUAACAGUUCUCAACCCCAUGAACAGGAGGGAGUUAGUGGCAGAUUUCAUUUGUGAUGGCUCGUUGACUCUAGACUUCCCUCAGCCUCUGCCCCUUGAUCCGAUUUAUUGACAUCCCAAGACAUGCUGCAAGGCCUGCCUGUCUUUCCAGGCUUUCCCUGAGCAGGUUACUCAAACUGGUCUCAGUGAAAUGUUUGAAGGGAAAGAAUUUUUUUUGGAUGGGUUGCAAAUGUUGGAAAUAAUUCACCUGAAUUUUUAAAAUGUUUUUACUGUAAUAUGCCAAGUGUAUUAGAUGUUUUUGACAAAUCAAAAUAAGCAAACCUAUUGAGCAUGGAAGAGGGAAACUCUUGUGGUUACACCAGAGGCACAUUAAAAAUCAAAAGAGAAAAAUGUUCAUAGGGGGACUGGGUCUUUAUAGACCUGAAAAAUGGAAUCAAAAAGUCAGUUAGAGUAAAGGCCAAGCCGCCUUCUGUUUUUAUAUAGAUCCAAUCACACUGACAGAGCUCAGUAAAAAAUAUUAAAAGUUAAAAUGACAAGUGUUCAAGUCCCCAUUCAUGGUUUGGGCAGCCAGGCCUAAUGAGACACGUGGCUUGUCCAUUGAUUAUUUUCAAGAUAUUAUUAACCAUUUUCAUUUUCUUUGCAUUUUAUCCCAAUAGCACAACAAAGGUGACUGAGGGUAUGUCUACACUGCAGCUAAGUGUGUUCCUCCCAGCCCACAUGGACAGACAGAUGUGUGCUAGAUCUCCUUGAGCUAUCAGGCUAAAAAUAGCUAUGUGAAUGUAGCGGCAUGGGCUAGCUACCUGAGUAAAGAUCCAAGCGGUUGGGUGGGCUUGUACUCGGUUGGCUGUCCUGUGCGGCAAUGUCCACACUGCUAUUUUUAGCAUGCUAGCUCAAGCAGAGCUAGUGUGUGUGUGUCUACCUGGGCUGGGAGGCAUGCUUCCAGCUGCAGUGUAGAUAAAUUCUAAAUGGUGCCAGGGACUGAUAAUGGGCUAUAAAGCCAUUAAUUUUGAAACCAGUGAAUUGAAUGUAGCCCACAUUGGCAGUACCCGGAAAUUGUUACAAUGUGAAAAGGGUUGGGAGACCAAUGUGAAAUGAAUUGUUGGUCUGCUGGCUACCAGAAUUUGCAUUAAUUGGCACCCUAAGACCAGGACUCCUAGGCACUACAGUAAUCAUCAUCAUCAUCCUGGCUGGCAUUCUUCAUCUGGGGUACUGAAUGUGCAUGGAGAGUCAACUUAAUCCUCUUACUCUUAGGGGUGAUCCCUCCAAAUCAGAGCUGAGGCUGCUUAUUGAGACUGUGGGAAAGUGUGCAUUGCCUGUUGUGUAUAAUUAAUGGAUACUAACAUUUACUAUUUAAAAAAACUUUGGAAACAUGUUCCUGCAAACACCAAAUUGCCUAGAACUUUGCUCAAACUUAUUCAGUGUGAAUGCAGAGAUUGUCUCCUGGACCAUCUUCCCUCCCAUUGACCAUCAAAUAAUAUCAUUGUGGCAUCUGUAUCAAUUGUUUACGUGGGGAAGUGAUAUUAGGGAAGUAUUAAUGCAAUUUAGCUGCUGGAAAUAAGGAGACAAACAUGUGACCAGCUUUCUGAAGACCACCAGUAAGUGCUUCACAGAUCAGCAUUGGUUUAUAGACCAGUUAGAGAAAGUGGUCUAAAAUGUAGGACAGUCUACACUAUAAUCUUUAUUAAAUACUGGACUGUAUGCAUAAAUGCAUGUACUGCAUGAACAAGACCAAUAAUCUGUAAUCUUUUCCAUACAGUCAAAUACUUGUGUAUAAAAAAGCCAAGUGAUUGCAGUCACACAACUAUCAUAUCUAAUGCACUAUUUUAAUCAGAUGUUUUCAUUUAUUUUUGAAUGCAUCUGCUCUGUAUCAGUUAUUUAAAAAAUAAAUCAGUAAGAAUUUUAAGGUAGUAGUGGGGUUUUUGUGUUUGGUUGGUUGUUUUUACUGCUUGAGCAUGUGAAUACACACCCUUAAAUUUUCUAAGCAAUGAGAAGUGAGGAAGGAUGGGUUUUGGUGAGAAAGGCAUAGGACUGGGAAUUAGGACUGGCUCUGUUCCCCUUUCUGUGUAAUCUUGGAUGAGUCUCUCCAUACCUCAGUUUCCUCUUCUGUAAAAUAUCUAUUUGUCAAAUGAGUAGUGAGACUAUAUUUUAAAGCACAUUUUGAUCCUUGGAUAAAAAGUGCUAAGUCAAAUAUAAAGUAGCAUUAAUUUCCAAUGAGAAAUGUAGCUGUACUGAUGGUUUUUGAGGAUCCAGGUUUUAGUGGUGGGACAUAUAAAUUCAAAUUAAGUGUCUCUAGUUCAUUCAGUUAUUCUGGGAGACCUAACUUAGUCCCUACUGGUUAAUGCACCAUUCACAGGCCGUCUGGACUGAAGGAAGGAACUUUUUAAUUGCAGACUCAGUAGUUGCAGAACGAUAGUCAAGUAUGCAUUUGGCUGUCUGAAAGGGAGAUGGUGCCAUUUGUGUAAUAGGUUGGAAGCAGCAGAAAAAAAACAUGCCAACCCAUUAUAUCACUAUGUUGUAUUCUGCACAAUAUUCGUGAGAAUAUUUGCUCAGUGGUAAGAACAGCAGAUGUCCCAUUGUAAAUGGAAACACAAGGGGAAAUAUUGUUAGGGAUGCCUAUUGUUCUUAUUUUGAGUCUCAUCCCUGAAAAAUCAGCCAUUAGCCCAUGGAGGGGGGAUUUGGGUUCACUGUGUGCAGUGCUUAUAGGUGAUGCCAGUGAGGCCUUGUUCAAGUACUUUUUAAAAACUCUGCACAUUAUUUUAACUUUAUUUAAGAGUUUCUGACUUUCAUGCAAUAAUGAGUCAUAAUGUAUGAAUUUUAAUUUUUUUAUUAUGAAACAACAGUAGUGUAACAGACCAAAAAUAAAGUUGUUAUAGAAACAAUA
Messenger RNA from Chelonia mydas (Green sea turtle), 7343 nucleotides. RefSeq names its product interleukin 31 receptor A (gene IL31RA). Gene Ontology annotation, cellular component: external side of plasma membrane; signaling receptor complex. Gene Ontology annotation, molecular function: cytokine binding; cytokine receptor activity. Lineage: Eukaryota; Metazoa; Chordata; Testudines; Cheloniidae. Gene Ontology annotation, biological process: cytokine-mediated signaling pathway. The record is from RefSeq and is a predicted model, not a curated record.